CUCCACUCAACCAGCUCCUGUUGUGGCUCUGAUCAAGUGGUGUUGUUUUUGGUUUUUAGAUAACUGAUGGUGAUUUUUUGCGCCGUGAGGGUUCGCUAUAUUGAUUUUACUGGGAGAGUGACUGAUCUGGGAAAGUGAAGGUGCCGAGGCAGGCGCUGGAGGGGUUCAGGUCUCGCCCCCGCCCACACCUUCUGCACGUCAACCCGUCCACUGCUACACACUCGCUGCUUCCUCUUGCCUGCCACUACCCCACUUGCCUCAAACAGCAAAAUAUUCCAGCCCUCGUCAGUAGUUAUGAUGCUGAAUUUCUAGAGUACCGUUGUGUCUGUGUCAACAUCAUCCUUCCUCGUCGCCCAGUCCCUGGCGGCGGGCACCACAGGUAUCCUCGUGCCCCACACACCACACCACACUCCAUACUUCCUCGCCAUUACUUAAAGAUACGGUGAGCGCGUCAGGCCCUCAACCCAAGGAGUUCUUCCACCACCAGUGGUCAGGGGGUGGGCGGGGGCAGCGAUUAUGGGGGGUGGGGCUAGUGGAGGCCACGCCCACCUGCAGGUAGGCGCGGAGGAACCCCCCACGCCCACUCACGCCCACAGAAUGCACGACAAUAAAGUAUAGGUGAACCGUGCAAGAGAUCUUCCAGCUGAUUAGCGAUGUCUUCUGAACGGAAGUCAGCACGGAGUGGUGUGCGGGAGGGGGCAGGCAACUCUGUGCCCCAGCAUUACCCUGCACAUUUCUACCCAAUGGUGGGCUACCAGGGGCCCCCACAGCCAUGGUUCCCCGCUUCUGGAACCCCCAACCCGUGGUCCUGGAACCCCCCCAUAGGCUACCCGGCGCCCACCCCGGCCUGGUCCACCCACCAGCCUGCCUCCACCAUGACUACAACCAACAGCACGGCGGCUGUUCCCUCCGACGAGUACACCGUCGACACCUUGAGACGGAUUUACAACGACGACGACGGGCGAGUAGAGAUCCAGAGAGUAAAGGUCCAGCGACGCCACCCGGAGACAGGAACCAUCACUUUCCCUACGGGUCCUGAAGCUAUGAGUGUGGUCCCCGUCGGCAGUUUCGCUCUCAAUGAACGACGACCACCGCCAAGAAAAAACCGACGGAAACAGCAGAUGGAAGUCAUGGCAGUAACACCCGGACAGCCGGGACCCUACCCAUGGUACCCGUACAUGCCUUGCGUGCCCUACCCGUACCCAUAUCCGUAUUAUAUGAGCGGGUGUAUGUGGCCUCCGGGUGUGCCUGCCGCGUCGACGACUUCUUGGAGUGGGCAUGAGGAGAGUGAAAGAACGUCUUCCCGGCAGGACUCGCUCCCCACCACAUUGGACUCUCAACGCCUCGAGUCUCGCAUCUCUCACCCGUCCCGGGAAUCCAUCUCGCCUGUGUCACAUCGGUCCCCGUCCCCGGCUGCCGCCUCUCACCUCACAGAUAUCCACAGCAUCGCUCCCUCGGACAGCGUCUCGGUGCGUGGCCACAAAAGAGAAACAUCCUUGGAGCGAGCACUAAGGGGGCCCACACCUCCUCCCCGCACCAAGAGUCGAGCGUCCUCAGACUCCAGAGCAAGUGAUAUCGGGAAGACGCAGGAGUGGAUAUUAGGGAUGCAUAACGUACUGGGCGUCCCUGUCGACAGGAUCUCAGACGUCACAGACAAAUCGUCUUUCAUGACUGCUCCUUCAGACAUAGUUAUUUACAAAAAAAUACCUCCCAAGAGAAAACGUCGAAAAGUCAAGAUUGAGAGUAUAAGUGACAAAGAUUCUCUUGCUGAUCCGAAAGAACUGGAUAAUACAAGUGAUAGACAAAGUGUUGUGUCUGACAUGACGUUUGAUGAAUCUUCAAGAUUAAGUUCAGAAUUGACUUAUGCGUUCCGGAAAUUAGAAAAAUCAGUAGACGUUUUCAAGACAAAAUUGUCAGUAGAUUCUACACCAGUGCACAGCUCUGCCCCUUCUCCAUCGAUAGACAUUAUUCAUUCCAGUGGUGACGUGACACCAACAGAGGAAGUCAUGCAUGUGUCGCCUUCUGACAUCAACAUACUCGUGGAAGAGUCUGAUAAACAAGAAGCUAACCAGCAUGAUACUUCAGCCUCCUUGGAACGUGGAUUUUCCCCGGGAUCUGUCUGCUCUCUUCCUGCUCUUGAAACUGCUAAGGCAGACUCGACAGUAGAUAUAUCUGCUCUGCGAGCGUUGAUGGAAACCCCAGUCAUUAAACCUUCACCUCUACCACCUCAGAAUCAUCAGGACCCUCCUGUUUCUCAGUCCAGUUCUAUCACUGCAUUUAUGCCAGAAACUGGUCCUCCUCCUUCCACGUCGAGUAUAAAUGCCUCGACGGUACCAACAGCAACAAGCACCACUGAGGUCACUCUUGCUGGUUCUGAACCAGGGAGUGCCACAGUAACCUUGCAGACAACAACAGCACCAACUGAUGUAACAUCAAACGUUGCACGACCAUCAGAGGUCACCCUCUCACCUUCAUCCACAACGGAAGUAACCAUACAAUCUGCAUUAAAGUCAGAAGCAACAACUCUGCAGCCUGUGCAGGUCCUGUUAUUCACUCAACCUAUAACAGUGACAUCGCCUUUGCCUAGCCAGCCUUCAGCGGUGUCAGAUUCUAGUAGUCCUCCUGUCGCCGUGGCAGAAACAGCUCUACCAGCAGCAACCGCUCCUGCAGCGAAGGGCGAAACAGUCAGCGAAGGUGGACGUGACUCGAGGGCCAGCGGCAGCACUUUCUUCUCGACGCGGCCUUCUGAGGACCCGGUGCUUGUGGACACGGACUCCACAGACAUCCUGCUGCCCACCACAGAUGCCACCACCGCAGAUGAGGGCGAAGAUCACAUGGACUCUACAGGAGUGAGUCCUGGACUUGACGACGAAGGGGACUAUAAGUGGGUGCUGCAGCAGCCUGGAGAGACGCCGGACCUGGCCUCCACCAAUCCAGCACGGGAGGACGAGCGACGCAACGCCUGGCGAGCCGAAGUUAGCCUGUGGCGCGCGCGGUUGGUGGUGUCGCUGUGUCGAGGACGUGGUCUGGACCGCCAAGACUGGUCCACCUUCCAUCUGUUGGUCCACCACCCCCUCACCCUCGACCUGAAGCUCUCCCUCCUGCACGCCCCCCGCCUCUGUGCCGCCAACACCUCGACGGGGGCGGCGCUGGUACGCGUGGCGCUCAUCCACCUGGCGCAGUACGGAGAGACGCUGCUACAGCCAGAGGGGUCCAGGCAACAUGGCUGGCGAUCCGUCAAGGUUGACCCCAACCAACCCUGGGCAUCCGUCAAGGGUGCCGUGGAGGUACUUCGGGCCCUCGGGUACCAGGAGCGGGAGGACGGCGGAGUGCUGAGGUAUCCACGCCGCUCGGGCAUCGAAGUAUCGGUGCUGGCGCGUCUCACACUCGAUAUGUUGGUGUUGGCCGAAGAGCUUCGCCUAUAUCUCACCGGAACCCAUCAGUAUCCGGUCAACAUUGCAGAAUUAUUCUUCCCUGCGUCAUCAUCCACGGCCCCGUUUGUUGAUAUCCCGGUGCGGCCACCUUCGUCAGAGGGCAGUUUUGUAUCAGCGCACUCAGAGACGUCUCUCCACCUCAGACCGAGCAGCAGAACGUCAUCUGUUACAGACGAUGACACAGAGACAUUGCAGGCAUCUGUCAGACUCAUCAAGAAUCACACAAAGAAAAUCCGGCGUAGUUCCACAUCGGAGGAAGAAGUGACCUUAAAAGAUGACGUUGAAAAUAAAAUUCAGAUCAAAGUACAGACUUCAGAGACCACGACGAGCGUACAAGAACACUCCAGAGAAGUUCCUCCGGUAAUAGCAGAAACGUCAUCCGGUAGUACAGAGCCACAAAAUCUGGGCUCCACAGUAUCCUUGCCCGUGGCUCAGGAUUACAGAUUAUCCACCAGCACAAAUAUGUCCAGUUUGCCGGACUUACAGUCUAUCCAUUCGAGCUCUACUUCUCAGAAGAGCCCACGCCAGAGUAGCUCUGCAACAUCUGGCAGCACCGAGACUGUCAUCACUCCUGUUCCGACUCCAGUACCUGUACCAGAAGCCACCACAGACAACCCAGAGGAACACAUAUAUGAAGAAAUCGACGUGAUACGAGCGCAAGUCCAGGCUCUCAGAGCUUCCAGUGUCCCCGUGGAAACUCCGCCACCUCCACUUCCCCCGAAAAAGAAAGUUAGUUCGGGGGGUGAGGAUGACUCUGGGUUAAGUUUAACAUAUCCUCAGGUGGAGUGGUCGUCUUCCUCCAUGCCCGGCUCGUUGCGUGGUGGGUCGACUGGCGCCAGGAGGAAGAAGCGCCGUGCCCCUAUGCCCCCAGAAUUUAUGCCCACGGAUUGGAAAAACUAUCAAAACAAAUCACCAGAUAGUCCCGAGCAGGAAACCGAGGCACAAGAAGCCAAAGAGAGGAAGAACAAAGCAGAGUACCGAAAAUCUCUCAAUCCGUUCUACGAAGACAUUGAAUCUGUAAAAGAAAAUGCGAAGGAGCGUAACAACACGUUAAAUAAAGAAACUGAAAUCAGUUCACUCAGUAAAGGCGUAGAAAGCAAUCCUUUCAUCGUAGACAAAGUUUCAGUAGCUGGAUUUGUUGGAAAGAAUCCUUUUUACGAAGACGUUGAGCUGCUGAAAGACACGAACGAAUUUAAAGAAUCUCUACCCUUUCCUAACCUUGACGGGGCGAUGUGUGCCAUGGGCUCGCUCUCAGAGCUCCAGGACAAUUCUACGGUCACACGGCCUAAGCGUCGAGCCCCCAAGCCACCUCCUACUCUACACACAGACACACAUUCCUCCACAACAGAGUCAUCAACUCACUCACAACCAACCAAACUUGUACCACCCAAGAGGCCACCCACCCCUAUAUUUCUCAAACAAACAUUACCAACAAUUGGAACUCAGGAUACAGAAAACAAAAAAGUUAUUGCCUCUGAAAACAUCCAACAAAUCCCAAGUGAAGCGGACAUGACUGAGAAACCUCACAACUCAUCUACUCAAGCUGUUGAGGCGUCAACCGAGGUUAGUGUCAAAGUACCGCCAACGGUUGGCGAUGAAGAGGCAAUCAGUGUUCCAAAGAAAUGUGAAGUCAUUACUGCUGUUAGCGCCAAUGAGGCAAGCCAACAUGUGUCUCUGGGUGUAGUGGGUAAAGUCAAAGCAGACUCUUUGACACUACCUUCUGAACAAAGUGACUUCGACAAAGUGACAGAGCAAACUUCUGAGCAAAGUUCUGAGCAACACGUAGAAAAUCAUCCUGUACAUCACGUUAAUAAAUGUGCCGAAGAACGCUCUAGCGAUAGCAUAUUGAGAGACUCAUCCAAUCCUCAUGUCUACAAAGACGACCUCCAAGCCAACAAGACGGAAGAAGCUAUACCCAGUGUCACUAAAGCAACCCAUCAAAGAGUCUCUCUCCAGCACCCAAAGAUUCCACCGCCACCGCCACCACCACCACCACCACCACCACCUAAGGUAGCAGGUUUUGGCGUGAGCACAGAAACACCCAAAGAGCCUACAAUAGAUCGGUCUUCACCACCACCACUGCUCCCACCUAAGGUUUCUCUGUCUCUCUUGGACGAUAUUCCUUACAUGGACGCUGGAGAAGUGAAAUAUGCCAAGACCAAACACACGCCCACAACCCCGCAGUCACCCCAGUAUGAAAUCCCAGAAGCUCCCACGCUCUCCCCGGCGACCAUGCGGCAGUCCUUACUAUUAAGAGGAGCAUGUAAUGUCCCGUUUAUAGAUGAGUCUGAUCUCCCUCCCGACAGUCCUCCUCCACCCCCACCUUGUCCUCCACCUGAGUCCCCACCGGAGACUUCGCACACCUCUCCACCAGAGACACCUCACACUUCUCCGCCAGAAACACCUCACACUUCCCCUCCUCACACGCCUCAUACAUCCCCACGAUCCUCACCCAUCACCAUCAAGCCAUCUACUGUCAUCACGCAGUCCGUCCACACUGCUGACGCUCGUAAAAUUGACAAUAGUAUAGAAGAUACUACAGAUAAAGCACCACCGAUGCCGCCUAAAACAUCCCAACUUGCUCCAUCGGCGCCGACAAAAGAUCCUCACUCAGCAUCACCUGUGACGCAGUUACCAGCGUCAACACAGCCGGUCGCUGUACAAUUUCCACCGUCCAUAUCCCCUGAGAUUUCCCAAUCCCCACCAUUACUGCCGCCCAAGACCACAGUUCAGGCAACGUUACUAGCGCCGUCAGAGACUUCGGCAUCAGUCACCCAUGAACUGGCUUCAAAGAAACACUCAAUACAGAGAUCGACAUCGGACGACAGAUACGAAAUCCCCGACACGUCCCGCGCCCCUCCCACACGACCACCUCCACCGACGGCGCAGAGCACGAAGGUACCCAAGCCUUACACCGCAGCUUCAGAAGUUGACAGGUACGAGGUUCCUGAAGCCCCCAAGGAAAAUAAGGUGCUAAAGAGAGCGGAAACCGAAGAGAGAUAUGAGAUCCCAGAGAUGGUGAAGGAGACGGCUCUGCCUACUGGACCUAACGGCAUGCCGUGCAUAGUGGUGAUGGGGCGGACCAGUUCGACAAAGAGAAGGGAACUAGAGGCAGUAUUUGGGCCACCGAAGCCUCCUCGUCGACGAAGAAGCAGCCACCCUCCUCCCCCAAGACCGCCCAAGACCGUCACCCUCGUCGACGGUGCACGUCAGACGUUAAAAACAGGAGUGGCAGCACGACCUCCCUCCACGACCUCCUCCUUCAGCACGACGUCAGGAGGCACCAGCUCCUCUCUGACGACAACGCCGCCGAAGCCUGUGGAAUGUAAAGCGAGAAGUAAUAUGAAAACUCGGCGCUCCUGGCCCUUACUUUUCUGUGAUUGCAUGUACGCCAAUUGUCGCACCUACGAUGACACAGAUAUGAAAUGAGAUCAAGCAUUACGUAUGAUCUGAGAUUUUUUAAAUGAAAUGAAGCGUGGAUAUGUUGAUCUAAGGUUUGUGAUGGUCACAUGUGACUCUUGGUUAUUGUGUUUUGGUCCAGGAAUAUUUCUAAAGAGACUUUGUAACUCGUGACAUGCACUAUUCUGUUGCUUUAACAGGAUUUGUCAGUGAUGGAUACACAAACUUUGAAAUUACAGGUGUUGGUAAGAGUUGCUACAGUCCAAGAGUAUUUGUGUUUUUGUGGCAAUUGUGUACAUUAAACCACCUCAUUUGUAUUGUGAAUGAUGUUUAUUGUAAUAUGCAAAAUAUACAAUUUACAACAAAAUAUUUGUAAGUUAUCACUGAGGAGGAAAUAUAGGCACACUUUAUUCGUCUCAGUGUUUUCUUGUGUUGAACGAGGUAACUUGUUAAGAUGUGUCACGUGACUGAAACGAGGUAAUUAAUUAAGUCGUUAAGACGUGUCAUUCGUGACAGUUGAGCGAGCUAACUCGUUAAAUGUAUCACGUGACAACUAUCACCAAAACAUCUAGAGGAAAUAUAUUUUCAAUAUUUUAUAUAACAUUACUUAUAAUGAAAGAUAAAUUAUUACGAGUAAUUCAUCCGUAGCCUCAUACAAUGACCCAACAACUAUAUAUGCAAAUCCAUUUGAAUAUUUGAACUCAACUGUCCCUAGCGAGCACUUUUAAUUUGCUGUAGUGUUAUUGUUACAUCUGUGAUGCCUAAGUGAUUACCCUCACCCCCGUAGGUUAUGUGUAGGUCAAAAUGGUAUUAUAACCUAUCCUCCAGAAAAGUACAUAUGGUAACUGUGGAGCAUAUGUACAAAUAGUGCUCCGUGGAGCGCAAAAACCAAACCUAACUCUUAUUAGGGUUGGAAUAGUACAUAGAAAAUGUACAUUAACCCUAAUAUGGGUUAGUAGCCUAAUAUGUACAUUAACCCUUAAUUAUAGCAGGCCUAGGAGAGGUCAGGUUAGGUUGUUGGUUACGUGGUUGUAUUUUUCUACUACAAUAUUGGGUGGUAGAUAAUGACAAGCGAUACACCCAACUGUCAGAAAAUGUAGACGGUUAUGGCUUCCAGAAGCCUCGUCAAGGCAAAAUCAAUCCCUUGUUACAGGUUACCACUGUUAUUAUACACUGAGCUAGUUUCUUUCAUUUGUUUGACUGGUUGAGAGAUAUGUGACAUGGUUAUGGCUGUGUUUAGCGCCUACACUGGCGAAAUGUGUAAUUAGCAUGUUUCAAGUGAAAUCGAAUCAAUGCCCAAUAAACGUCUCAAUCAUG
Molecule: messenger RNA, 8150 nt
Organism: Procambarus clarkii (red swamp crayfish)
Lineage: Eukaryota; Metazoa; Arthropoda; Malacostraca; Decapoda; Cambaridae
Product: mucin-2
Source: RefSeq, a predicted model, not a curated record